This is a messenger RNA of Daphnia carinata, 836 nucleotides long. RefSeq lists its product as uncharacterized. NCBI's taxonomy places the organism in Eukaryota, Metazoa, Arthropoda, Branchiopoda, Diplostraca, Daphniidae. The transcript has 3 exons. Bases 20 to 544 code for a protein of 174 amino acids. The record is from RefSeq and is a predicted model, not a curated record.
GACUGAAAAUACUGGGGUGAUGAACGAGCUACGAAAUAAGGUCAAUUCCUACCCACUUUCUCGUUGUGCGCCUCGCUCACAGUGCAUCGCAAUGGUCAAAUCGGGAAAAAGAAUUACGUAUGCCAGUUCCCAAGAAUAUUUAAUGAGCGCCAUCAAAGAAGACUUUCAAACAAGCGGAGGCAAAUGUCUGCUAGAAAUCGUCAGCGAGGGUUACAUGUCUACUUUUCUCGGUUGGGUAUUGCAAAAACGAAGUCGCUACACGAAAAUCAUCAACAAAGGGAUCUUGGAAAUGCAUGGGAAUGGAAUAAUACAACUACAUUGGACAUUGGACCCGCGCAGAGCAAUUCCACCCCAGUGUAAAAGCGCAAAAGCCAAUGGAAAUAAAAAGAAGAAAAGUACGGCGGAUCAAGCUCGCCAAUUAUCUCUUAAAGAUUUAACUGGGGCAUUUAUCAUAUUGCUUAUUGGUUGGGGAAUUUCAGUCAUAGUUUUCUUCUGCGAAAGAUUGGCACAUCGGCCUUCAUACAAAGAGAAAGUUUUGAAUUAAAGCUAUUGCGUUAGUUCAAUACUUUGAAUCAGUUAGAUCGGCCAAAAGUGUCGACUACGUAAAAUAGGAUCUUAAAGAACUGUCGUCGAGAUUCAAAUGUAGCGGGAAAAUCCAAUUUAGACAUUAAAUUAUUUUUUUUUCACAGCAUUUAAUUGCUUUGGCACAUCGCACGACCUUCUACUCUAACUAUGUAACUCCCUAGUACCUCUCUGUUCCAUUUCGUCUUUGAUUUAACUGUCUACACGUAUAAUGGAAAAUGGAAACAGCCCUUGCAGUAUCGAACUGCUCUGAA